AUGGCCAUAGAUGAUUCUUGUAGAAAAGCUGGAACUGUUCCCUUCAAGUGGGAGAUUCGACCCGGCGUCCCCAAGAUCCAACAACAACACAAACAAACGCCCAAGCCAUCACCGCCACCGUCGCCACUCCCACCCCGACAUUCAACAUUUUCGUCACCGGCUCCACUGCAAAAGCUUAAGCCCCCACCAGCCGGCUUCCAGUUUUAUGCUCCGUUCGAGCACCGGAGCCAGUCAUUUCGGUCCACCUCACGUGUCUAUUCCGAGCGUUGGCGGCUUCAUCAACCCACCCGAGGCCGACCCGAUUGCGUUUCACCUGGAUGUUUCCCGGCUCGCUCGACUAGUAGACGCAAGGAAAGCAAGAAGAAAGGUGAACAAGGUUACUUUUCAGACCUUGAAACAUUGCCCCGUUGGUCGGUUUCAAGCCGGAGGUCGUUUUCACCAUUCACUGCCUCACCGGCUUCGUCAUCUCUCUUGUCGUGUAAGUCAUCGCCCCAACACGUGGUUGAUUCUGACUGGGCCGGGUUCGGACUUUUUUAA
Mangifera indica (mango) is the source of this 537-nucleotide messenger RNA. RefSeq lists its product as uncharacterized. The record is from RefSeq and is a predicted model, not a curated record. NCBI's taxonomy places the organism in Eukaryota, Viridiplantae, Streptophyta, Magnoliopsida, Sapindales, Anacardiaceae. The transcript has a single exon. Bases 1 to 537 code for a protein of 178 amino acids.